UCUCAUCCACCAUGAACACCAAGGUCCUUAUCUUGCUGGGUCUGCUCGCGGUGGUCGCCGCCGACAAGCUGCCAACCUACUUCUACGGCGAACCACAGGAGUCCGAGGAGGUGUCCGACGAGGCCGAGCCCCCCAAGUACGACUUCGCGUUCGGCGUGAAGGACGGCUACUCAGGCGCCGACUUCGCCCACCAGGAGGCCCGCGACGAGGACGAGACUCGAGGCUCCUACAGCGUGCAGCUCCCCGACGGCCGCCUGCAGAAGGUCACCUACUAUGUGGACGGCGACAACGGCUACGUGGCUGAGGUCACCUACGAGGGCGAGGCUCAGUACCCCGAGUCCCAGGAGUCUGAUGAGGCGCCCGUGUACGCCCCUCCCAGGCCCUCCUACGGGUACCCUCAAUAAACGGGCGUCCUCUCUGAACCCGAACAUCAUACACGUAGCGUACGAUACAUUUAAUUCACAGAAACUUCCGAUGCCAGUAUUUUCAACUUUCUUUCGAUGCCAAAGUUUUGCUGCGUCCCGUACGCCAGCAUGCUGUGUAUAAAUUGCAUAUUUCACAUCUUAAUUUAUUUGCAUCAAAUCAUCUCCUUUGUGAUAUAGUAGAUGCAUAAGGCUUGAGGUUGCCAAUCAAGUACGGCAGCAAACCAUGUAUUUAUAUUCAAUAAAAUAUCUGCACGA
Messenger RNA from Penaeus indicus, 680 nucleotides. Its product is annotated as cuticle protein 8-like. The record is from RefSeq and is a predicted model, not a curated record. The transcript is spliced from 3 exons. Gene Ontology annotation, cellular component: extracellular matrix. Lineage: Eukaryota; Metazoa; Arthropoda; Malacostraca; Decapoda; Penaeidae. Bases 12 to 404 code for a protein of 130 amino acids.